This is a messenger RNA of Sungouiella intermedia, 1023 nucleotides long. Lineage: Eukaryota; Fungi; Ascomycota; Pichiomycetes; Serinales; Metschnikowiaceae. The record is from the annotation of a GenBank genome assembly.
AUGACUGAGAAAGUAUCUUUCUUGCUUAACUGGCAGCCUACACCUUACCACAUUCCGAUCUACAUUGCUCAACAAAAGGGCUACUUCAAGGAGGAAGGUGUGGAUGUCUCCAUCUUGGAACCUUCGAACCCUUCCGAUGUGACUGAGUUGAUCGGAUCUGGUAAGGUGGACAUGGGUCUCAAGGCAAUGGUACACACUCUUGCUGCCAAAGCCCGUGGUUUCCCAGUCACUUCUGUUGGCUCUUUGUUGGACGAACCAUUUACUGGUAUCUUGUACUUGGAAGGUAGCGGAAUUACUUCUGACUUCACCUCCUUGAAGGGAAAGCGCAUUGGAUAUGUCGGUGAAUUCGGUAAGAUUCAGGUUGAUGAGUUGACUAAGCACUACGGAAUGACGCCUUCUGACUACACUGCUGUCAGAUGCGGCAUGAAUGUUGCAAAGUACAUUAUCGAGGGAAAGAUCGAUGCUGGUAUUGGUAUUGAAUGUAUUCAACAGGUGGAGUUGGAGCAAUAUUUGGAGGAACAAGGCCGUCCAAUUACUGAUGCCAAGAUGCUCAGAAUUGAUCAAUUGGCUGAAUUGGGCUGUUGCUGCUUCUGCACUAUUCUCUAUAUUGUCAACGACAAGUUCUUGGCAGAAAACCCAGAGAAGGUUCGCAACAUCAUGAAAGCACUCAAGAGGGCUACUGACUACGUUCUUGCAAAUCCAGAGCAGGCAUGGUCGGAGUAUUCUGACUUUAAGCCACAAAUGACCUCAAAGUUGAACACUGCCAUGUUCGCCAGAUGUUUCGCCUACUUCUCUGAUUCCUUGUUCAACGUGCAUCGUGACUGGAAGAAGGUCAAUGCAUAUGGAAAGAGAUUGGAAAUCUUACCUGCUGAUUAUAAGCCCAACUACACGAACGAAUUUCUUUCAUGGGCUGCUCCUGAAGAAGUUGAGGACCCAUUAGAGGCUCAACGUUUGAUUGGAGAGCUUCAGAAUGAAUGCAGACGCUGUGGAGGUGGGUUUAGACGUUUGAAAAUUUCUGCUUAA